AUGGUUCAAUCGAGUAUUAUAGUUCCUACACAUAGCAGUACAGCUUCAAAUAAAAGAGGGGUGGAUGACUCUAGUGAUAAGGAUAAAGAAGUAGGAUCAAGCUCAGAACUGCAGAUCAAGAGACCACGAUUAGACAUGACUGAAGCUGGUCGAGAUCGUAAUAAAAGGCUCUUUGGUGUUUUGCUAGGAACACUCAAUAAAUUUAAAGAUGAUACACAAAAUACAAGCGAAGUGGACAAAAGACGAAGAGAAAUCAACCAAAAACUUCAAGAAAAACUUGAUUUAGAGAAAAAAGCAAUGGCUGAAAGAACAGAGGCUCGAAAACUCGAGAAAGAGCGAAUGGAGCAGAUGAAGAGACAAGAAGAAGAGCGAAUUCUUGCCGAGAAAAGGGAACUUUUUGAAGUACAACAGAAGAAAGUGUUGGCUAACUUUUUGAAAACAACAACGGAACCAGUUUUGUAUUAUUUACCUAGUAAAUUAACUGACGAAAUGUCAAAAACAAUAGACAUGCAAACACAAGAUGCAUUGACAGCCAAAAAGAGCUUUGAAGAACGUCGAGAAAGGCGUAUGAUAGGAUUAAGAAAUGAUAGCUUAUCAGAGAAUGAAGACGAAGAUACCUAG
Rhizopus microsporus ATCC 52813 is the source of this 621-nucleotide messenger RNA. RefSeq lists its product as uncharacterized. The transcript has 4 exons. Gene Ontology annotation, cellular component: catalytic step 2 spliceosome. Lineage: Eukaryota; Fungi; Mucoromycota; Mucoromycetes; Mucorales; Rhizopodaceae. Bases 1 to 621 code for a protein of 206 amino acids. The record is from RefSeq and is a predicted model, not a curated record.